AAAAGCUUUCAAAACCCCUCUCUUUUCCUCCUCUCUUUUCGGUUGGGUGCAUGUAAUUCAAGGGCUGGAUUUUCUUCAAUUUUCAGGCUAGAUUCAUCAUAGUUUUGUGAACUCUUGAUUGUGAGUGAACCAGGACACGGUGAUUGGUGUACUUGCCUAGAAAAAUACACACUCUCUCGAGACGGUAUGUACCACAAGCAAGAUCAAUUUGGGCGCUUGCUGCCGACCUUUCUACAGGUCAUUGAUUUGACGGAUGAUGAAGAGUCUGACCAUCGGGCCGUUGUGUCCGAUGUCUUCGAUGGUAAACAGCUCGAUUAUUAUACAUCGAGGCCGAGUUUAAAUGCUGUGACAUGGAGCUCCAUGGAGACUAGCAUAAAUAACAAGGUACGUCUGUUAAGGACAAUGUUGCGGUGGGAAGAGCAACUACACACCGAAGCAAGUUUCGGACAAGAUAAGCCAAGAGGAAAGUCUUACGACUCGGUUGUUCUUGGGGAGGUGGUGAUUGUUUGUUGGCCCCACGGCGAGAUAAUGAGACUGAGUACCGGUAGCACCGCGGCCGAUGCUGCUAGACGAGUCGGACUCGAGGGAAAAUUGGCUUUAGUUAAUGGCCAAUUAGUGUUGCCUAAUACCAAGCUAAAAGAUGGUGAUGUGGUUGAAUUCAGAAUUUGAUGAUGAUCACAAAAAAUUUGUAUUUGUGAAAAUAAUUGGGGGAAUAAGCAAAAAUGAAAUCGUAUAAAAAAAAUGUAUCUUUAUUGUUCUUUUUUUGUUCUUUCCCCUUAAUUCAAGGAAUAAUGUAUAUAAAAGAAUUUUCAAUAUUGUACAUAUAAUGUCAAAAUUCCACACCAAAAAUAUUUAAUAAAAAAUGAAAAUUCUUUCUUAA
Molecule: messenger RNA, 880 nt
Organism: Cannabis sativa
Lineage: Eukaryota; Viridiplantae; Streptophyta; Magnoliopsida; Rosales; Cannabaceae
Exons: 4
Coding region: 187-669 (160 amino acids)
Source: RefSeq, a predicted model, not a curated record